This is a messenger RNA of Malurus melanocephalus (red-backed fairy wren), 3156 nucleotides long. RefSeq names its product TATA-box binding protein associated factor 8 (gene TAF8). Gene Ontology annotation, biological process: transcription initiation at RNA polymerase II promoter. The coding region runs from base 5 to 1096 and encodes 363 amino acids. The record is from RefSeq and is a predicted model, not a curated record. The transcript is spliced from 9 exons. Gene Ontology annotation, molecular function: protein heterodimerization activity. Gene Ontology annotation, cellular component: transcription factor TFIID complex. Lineage: Eukaryota; Metazoa; Chordata; Aves; Passeriformes; Maluridae.
GCGCAUGCGCACAGCUCCAUAUGGCUCCAAGAUGGCUGACACAGCGUCCGGGGGCUCCGGCACGCGGGCGGGCAGCAAGCAGGCGGGCACCCCUGCUGACAAUUACCACCUUGCCCGGCGCCGGACGCUGCAGGUUGUGGUCAGCUCCCUGCUCACCGAGGCCGGCUUCGAGAGCGCCGAGAAAGCCGCGGUGGAGACGCUCACCGAGAUGAUCCAGAGCUAUAUUUCMGAAAUUGGGAGGAGUGCCAAAUCCUACUGCGAGCACACAGCCAGGACCCAGCCCACGCUCUCGGACAUCGUGGUGACCCUCGUGGAAAUGGGGUUCAAUGUGGAGACUCUUCCYGCCUAUGCCAAGCGUUCCCAGAGGAUGGUGAUCACUGCCCCUCCAGUGACAAACCAGCCCGUGACUCCCAAAGCGCUGACAGCCGGGCAGAACAAGCCUCACCCACCCCACAUUCCCGGCCAUUUCCCGGAGUUCCCUGAUCCUCACACUUACAUCAAGACACCCACCUACCGGGAGCCGGUGUCCGAUUACCAGGUGCUGCGGGAAAAGGCGGCUUCCCAACGGAGAGAUGUGGAGAGAGCCCUGACCCGCUUCAUGGCCAAGACAGGAGAGACCCAGAGCCUCUUCAAGGAUGAUGUCAGCACAUUCCCAUGGUUUGGGAAUUGUCGUACCUACCGGGAGCCGGUGUCCGAUUACCAGGUGCUGCGGGAAAAGGCGGCUUCCCAACGGAGAGAUGUGGAGAGAGCCCUGACCCGCUUCAUGGCCAAGACAGGAGAGACCCAGAGCCUCUUCAAGGAUGAUGUCAGCACAUUCCCAUACAGGGMCACCUUCCCCAAUCCCAGGCUGCUCCAGCCUGGCCUCAGCGCUGCGGCAGCCACACCUUCUGCAAGCAGAGGGAUUUCUAAGCCUCACUUGGGGUUUUUUUGUUCUUAUUUGUGGMCGUGGCAGGAGGAUUCGGGAGCUGAGAAGGAGAACACGUCGGUGCUGCAGCAGAGCAGCUCCCUGGCGGGCAGCAGGAACGGCGAGGAGAACGUCAUCGACAACCCCUACCUGCGACCCGUGAAAAAACCCAAAAUCCGCCGCAAGAAAUGAGCRGGGCACCCCAAAUCCCUUGGGCUGCUCCACGAGAAAUGCAGAGGGAUCAGUCAGGAGAGGCCAAACCAGCUGAGGAAGGAUCUCUGUGCUGAUGGGAACUCAGCUCCCAUCCCGCUUUCCUGAGCUCCCUCUUCCCUCUGCUCGCUGGGAUGGGCCAGGAAAAUCUUCUGGGAGCAGCUUGGGGGAUUUUGGGGAUGGGAAUUUGCUGUCAGGAGAGCUGAGGGAUGCAGGGCUUGGAGCUGGAGGACAUGGGGUAGAAUUGGAGGACACAGGGGUGGGAUUUGGAGGACAGGGGGGUUGGAUUUGGAGGACACAGGGGUUGGAGCUGAAGGACACACAGGAUGGAUUUGGAGGACACAGGAAUUUUUUCUGUUCCCACUGUGGGACACAGGGCUUGGAUUUGGAAGACACAGGGAUUGGAUUUGGAGAACACAGGGGUUGGAUUUGGAGGACACAGGAGUUGGAAUUGGAAGACACAGGGAUUUUCCUGCUCCCACUGUGGGACACGGGUUGGAAUUGAAGGACAUAGGGAUUGGAUUUGGAAGAUACCAGGAUUUUCCUGGUUCUGCUGUGGGACACAGGACAUGGAGCUGAAGGACACUGGGGUUGGAUUUGGAGGACACAAGGAUUUUCCUGCUCCCGCUGUGGGACACAGGGGUUUGAAUUGGAAGACACAGGGAUUGGAGCUGAAGUACACAGGGGUUGGAUUUGGAGGAUGAAGGGAUUGGAUUUGGAGGACACAGGGAUUUUCUUUGUCCUGCUGUGGGACACAGGACUUGGACCUGAAGGACACAGGGGUUGGAUUUAGAGGACACCUGGGUUAGAUUUGGAGGACACAAGGAUUUUCCUGCUCCUGCUGUGGGACACAGGUGUUGGAAUUGAAGGACAGAGGGGUUGGAUUUGGAGGGUGCAAAGGAUUGGAUUUGGAGGACACAGGGGUUGGAUUUGGAGGACACAGGGGUUGGAUUUGGAGGACACAGGGAUUGGAGCUGAAGGACACAGAAGGUGGAUUUGGAGGACACAGGGAUUUUCCUGCUCCCGCUUCCCAUCAGAACACAAAAGCAUCUCAGUGUGUUCAUGCCCAGCAGGCUGGAAAAGAACCUUCCACCAGCCCUGAAAUCUAAAAAAUGUAUCUUAAAAAAGACACAAAACUCCUGGGAAGGUUCCUCCCUUUGCCUUCUUGGCAGGUAAAAGCAAACAAAGCUUUUCUUUCAUAACCUGGAGGUGUCUGAGGGAGUGAAGUGUAAAUACYGAGCUCUGAGGACGUUUCAUUCCCACUUUGCAGCUGCGUUGGGGAUUGAAAACCUCUCAAGUGUGCUGCUGGUGUUUACCCUGCCCUGCUCUGAGAUCCUUUUCAUGUCCCAGCUGCUUCAGGCUCCGUUUCAGUUCAUUGUUUUCCACACAGCUCAAGUCCUUGGAGAGUUCCCACCUUCCCCAUUUGUUUUGGAAGCUGGAAAAUGAAGCAGAGCUGUGCUGAUGGCAGCACUGAUCACACUUCUUGCAUUUUAGCUGCUCUCAAAUGGGUGGUUUUAUCAGCAAAAGGUGAUAUUUUUUCCUUUAUUUUACCCCAUUAUUUUUAUGGGAGUGUUGUCAUUAUUGGCAGGUUCUGGAGGGCUUUGCUUUCAUUUUUCCUCAGCGUUUUCUUAGGAAAAUAUGGGUUAAAUUGCCUUGAGAAAAGAUUCCUGUGGUUUGGGCUCCCAAGUUCUCCACCAYGCAGUUAAAAGGAUCCUCCCUCUUCCCUCAUCACCCAGGGASGAGGAAAAUAAAAAUAAAUUCUUUUUUUUCAAUGAAAACGGAGAUGUUGCUACCAAAAAAAUCUGAAAUUAAAACCCCCCUGUGUGUGCCAUUGUCACUUCUGCUGGUGCCUUGCUUUGUAUAGAAUGACAAAUGUACAGACACACCCUGUAUAUGUUUGUAUAUAUCUGAAAGGUUUAUCUUUUUUUACUUCUUUUUGUUGUCUGCAAGGAGAAUAAAAUCCCUCGCUGGGUAGGGGAAACAAAAAAGUGGAAUGAAAACUGUAAUUUUUAUGUUCAUAAUAAAAGAAAUUUUAUCUCCUA